Fusarium sp. VM40 is the source of this 276-nucleotide messenger RNA. Lineage: Eukaryota; Fungi; Ascomycota; Sordariomycetes; Hypocreales; Nectriaceae. The record is from the annotation of a GenBank genome assembly.
AUGAAGUUCCUAGCCGUCUCUGUUUUCUGCCUUCCUAUGGUAUCCGCUCAGGUCUGGUUCACCAACAGUGGUUGGUCCAAGCCAGCUACUUUCAACAGUCAGGCUUGCGCGUCGAACCCCAAUGUCCAUUAUUUCUGUGGUACUCUUGGUUCUACACUUAACGUAAACCCGUACCCAGACGCCUUCCCAAUUCAACGGCCCGGAUGCACUCUUGCGGACACCCAGGGCCGAGGCUGUCACUGGCGGGGCGCUACAGGAAUCGUUGUUUGCUGCUAA